Messenger RNA from Budorcas taxicolor (takin), 1353 nucleotides. It is a transcript of the gene TAF1A, whose product is annotated as TATA-box binding protein associated factor, RNA polymerase I subunit A. NCBI's taxonomy places the organism in Eukaryota, Metazoa, Chordata, Mammalia, Artiodactyla, Bovidae. Gene Ontology annotation, biological process: transcription by RNA polymerase I. Gene Ontology annotation, cellular component: RNA polymerase I transcription regulator complex. The record is from RefSeq and is a predicted model, not a curated record. The transcript is spliced from 10 exons. Bases 1 to 1353 code for a protein of 450 amino acids.
AUGAGUGGUUUCAGUGAAGAAUUGAUAAGACCCACGACAGAGGAUGAACAGGGGGGACCGUGUGUGCGCUCUGGUUCAGGAAUGUGUUUCCCUUGGCUCCAGAAGCAUAUAGAAUCCAUAGCCUCUGGAGGAAAACAGGAGAAGGAUUUUGCUCAGACAACAAGUGCUUGUUUAAGUUUUAUUCAAGAAGCUCUGCUGAAGCACCAGUGGCAGCGAGCUGCAGAAUACAUGCACAGUUACCUUCAGGUUUUGGAAGAUACAGAUAGCAACAAAAGGCAGGGUGCACCCGAGAUUAUUUGGAGGCUUGGAAGUGAAAUUAUUUAUUAUCAUCCCAAAAGCAACCUGGAGACUUUCAAUACCUUUGCCGACCGGAUGAAAAAUAUUGGUGUCACGAAUUACUUGAAGAUUUCCUUACAGCAUGCAUUGUACCUUCUGCAUCAUGGAUUGCUUGAAGAUGCGAACAGGAUUCUCACCCAGGCAGAGACAUGGCGAUAUGGUGAAAAGUCUUCUUCCCAGGAAGUGUUAGUCAACCUUGUUCAGGCCUAUAAAGGGCUUUUGCAGUAUUAUUCUUGGUAUAAAAAGAAGAUGGAAUUGUCUCAACUCGAUAAAGAUGAUUAUGCUUACAACACAGCAUCCCAGAAUAUGCUUAACCACAGCUGGAAGACAUCUAUAAACCUUUGCACAUUGAUUCAAAUUCCUGGAGUUUGGGACCCUUUUGUGAAGAGUUAUAUCGAGAUGCUGGAAUUCUACGGGGAUCAAGAUGGCGCCCGAGAAGUGCUUAACAAUUAUGCCUAUGAUGAAAAAUUCCCAUCAAAUCCAAAUGCUCAUGUCUACUUAUACAACUUUCUAAAGAGAGAGAAGGCACCAAGAGAGAAACUGAUAAGUGUGCUUAAGAUUUUGUAUCAGAUUGUACCAUCUCAUAAACUGAUGUUAGAAUUCCAUAGGUUACUGCGAAAAUCAGACAAGGAAGAACACCAUAAACUGGGAUUGGAGGUGUUAUUUGGAAUUUUAGAUUUUGCUGGAUGCACUAAAAAUAUAACUGCUUGGAAAUACCUGGCAAAAUAUCUCAAACAGACUCUAAUGGGGAGUCGUCUUGCCUGGGUUCAAGAAGAGUGGAACUCCAGGAAAAGCUGGUGGCCAAGCUUUCACUUCAGCUACUUUUGGGCAAAAAGCAAUUGGAAGGAUGAUAAAACCUUGGCUUGUGAGAAAGCUUUGGUAGCUGGGUUAUUGUUAGGAAAAGGUUGUAAAUAUUUUCGGUAUAUUUCAAAGCAAGAUCAUCAAGUGUUAAAGAAGAAAAUGAAGCAGAUGAAGAAAUCAGUGAAAAAAUACAGCAUUGUAAACUCAGGACUCUGA